AUGAUCAUAGCGGUUCUGUUGUUUAUUCUGAAUAUCUUGGAAUUCGUGAUUGCAAAGCGCAAUGAGAUCGGACAUAUACCGAUGAAAGGAAAUUUAUGGCGAGCAAAAUAUGAUAAUGAAAUCAAUCACAACAUCAGCAAAGAGUUUGCUGCUUUCAUACGACAUUGUAGAACUACGAAAUCAGAAGAUACGGGAAUCACAUAUCACUACUCACCUAAUGGUACUGUCUACGCAUUGUCUGAGGUGAGUAUUUAUCUACCUGCCUCUGUCUAAUU
Molecule: messenger RNA, 275 nt
Organism: Cylicostephanus goldi
Lineage: Eukaryota; Metazoa; Nematoda; Chromadorea; Rhabditida; Strongylidae
Source: the annotation of a GenBank genome assembly